AUGGCUGCUCGUGGAACACCAGUGACUCCUGAGGAGCUUGCUGCAGCCAGGGAGGUCCUGGCCAGGGCCGAUCAUUUUGGUGUGAACACCAAGGAGACACUAUCCACCAAAUGGUUGGAUGAGAUGCCCGAAGUGGCAUUGGACUUGGUGCGGAACAAGAAGCUGGCUCCAGGGUGCGCACUGGUGAAGCUCGGGAAUGACUACUCCAGGCCAAGCGCGAAGGAGAGUUUGUGCGGAAAGGGUUUGCGUGCCUGUGUUUGCUUCAUGCAGGUCCCAUCAGGGUUUCUGCUGGCAGACGCCCUGUUGAUGCUGGACACCAAGAUGGAGCGACAGCUCAUAGUGCCUGCGGAAGGCCAGACCAAAGGUGACAAAGCUGCUUUGGAAGGCAAACGGAUUAAGAAGCUCCUUGGCGCUUUGCGACACUUGUUCCGGAACAGUUCACAUAGCUGGGACCCUGCGAUCCUCGAGCUGAAAGGAAAGCGCCAGGACACAGACCUCGAGUUUGGUGAGAAUGACAUUGGGUCUGUUUCUGCGCGAUCGCCCGAUGACAGUGGCUCCCACAACGAGAGCACUGAACCGGAGCCGAUCCAGGAUGCUGCCAUGAGUGAUGGCGAGGCCUCCAAUGAAUCGGCAGGUGAUGCCAUGAGUGAUGUUGAGCCUUCCCAAGGCACUCAGCAAAAUACGGAUCUUGUGGAGAAGCCUGCUUCCAGUGGAAAACAAUCCAUUGAUCCAAAGCUCGCUGCGUAUUGGAAGCGAUUUGUGGUUCCAAAGCCUGAAGGCAUGGUUUGCCCCAAGGCUGUGGCAAAGGAGUCACAGGUCGAGGAUGCUUCGACUGCUGAUGGGGAUUCAGGUGAAGGCUCACUGCAAUGGGAGGACCGGCUGGGCAGCCUCAUGCAAGAGACACCUGAUUCAGAUUCAUCGCCACAGCCUCUUCGCAGAGAUCCGCGGUGGGAUGGAACUGAACGUUGGGUUGAGCAUGGCCCCAACGGCACCGUCAGACAUUGCAUCCCCGCUAGUUGGGCCAACGCCCACAACGAGGAGUGGGACGGGGAGUCUUUGACACCAACUGAGCGAGGCCCAUGGGAUCAGGUCUCUGAUGAUGAGGUUCUUGGCCACAUGAAGAAGGUGGAAGCCCUGCUAGACAGUGAUCGUGGCUCUGCAUCUGGUGAUGAGGGCCAGAUUGCCGUAGACAAGAGAGACUUUGGACAAGACAUGCCGCCUUGUGGUGUCUUUGGCAAUGAAAUGAAUUGCACCGGCCCAGAUUGCAAGGCUUGUAAGAAGGCCUUGAGUCCUGAGACGCGGGCAGACCCGGAGAACAAGAAGAAGAAGGUCAAGUCGAAGACCAAGUCCGGAUCUGGAAAGGUUUUGCUGAAGCACCGUGCAUAUUUUGCGAAGCGCUUUUCCGAAGAAGGCACUGGGCCAACAGGACAAGUGUCCUGGGCUAAGUUUGGUGGUGUGGAACGUGCGUGGGCAGAAGCGGCUCAUGGCGCAUCGAUCCUGAGUGUGCUGGAGCUCAACGGUGCACCCGGCAGUGUUGCAGCGGUGAUGAUGUUAGCAUCGAUGGUAUAUGGGAUGCCUCAUCUUGACUGGAGUCAGCCCACUGACCAUGCAGAGCUCUUCAGUGGAUGUAUGAGCGUUCGAAAGUCGGCCCUACGCAAGAGCGAUGCCGGCAGCACCAGCUCAACCACAGCGAGUGCUUCUAACUUGCGGCGGGCUACUGGUAAGCAGCCUGCAUCCUUCGUCUAUUCCACACCAGAGGUCAAAGGCACCAAGCCUGAAAGGUCACCGAGGGAUGGUGAUGAUCGGAAAGUGAAGAAGCGCAAGGAGAAUGAGUGGGAUGAGAAGGCUGAGAAGAAGAGAGAGAAGGCGAAGAGUGAUGUAAAGUCCAAGAGUACUAAAAACAAAGGACAAGAGAAGAAGAGCGCCAAGGAUAAGGGCAACAUGAAAGAGGAGGAGACGCGCAAUGAGAAUGAUGAAGGGGGAAAGAAGGUGAAAAAAGCUCACCUGAAAGUGAAGGGUGGCAAGGUGCCAAAGGCGACCCCCAGCAAGUUUGAUGAAGAGGAGGUCGACGCUGACUAUACAAAGAAAUUCUCAGAGGCUCUAGACGCCAGCUCAAGUGAAGCUGAGUCUGAUACCACCUUGGUGCUGGGGGCUGAGGCCAAACGCCUUGAGCCCGAAGACAGUGAUGAGAGCGAUGUCGGCAAUUCGACUGAGGAAGAAAAUGAUGAGGACGACGAUGAAGUUUCUGUUGAGCAGGAAGACGAUGAGGAGGAGCAAGGAGACGAGGAAGAAAUGGAAGAUGAAGAAGGAUCCAGUGAAGAUGAGGACCAAGAGGAUGAAGAACCUGAGAAGAUUGCGAAGAGAAAGGACAAGGAGAAGGAGAAGGGUGCUGGAAAGGAAAAGGACAAGAAGGAGAAGAGCAACAAGAAAGAUGACAGAGAGACUUCCCAGAAAGACGGCAAGGUACAGAAGAGUAAGGGCAAGGAGAAGAAGGGAAAAGAAGAAGCGAAGACAGAGACAAAAGAUGAGAAAGGCAAGGACUUGGCAGCUUCAGCGGAGCUAGAGGCUUUGUACCAAGUCAUGCAAAAGCUAGUUGCCUGUCCUGACACGAGCGACAAGAAGUUCAAGAAGGCCGUCCACCUUGCGACGGAGAAGAUGGCUUGGUUUGAGAAAUCCAAGGUGGCUGCGAAGGGAUUGCUUUCUGGCAUCAAUCGGAAGGCAAAGAAGAAGCAGGGCACCACUGCCAAAUCCAAGGCUAAGGUCCAAGCUGAAGUUCAUAGCCGAGUCGCAUCUUUGAUGGCUUGGUCAAUGACCUAUGCGAUGGACGGCUUGUGGCCCGUCGCCGGCUUUGAAGGGGAAAUCUUCCCCGACAACACUCUUCGGUCGUGGGUAGCUGGCUCCCAUGCCGACGGCAGCGCCCUCUUCCUCGACGCCGGAAGAGGGAUCGAUGGAGAGCGCCAAAGAAGAUGGACCCUUGGCCAUCGAGGACUACCCGAGCGGGGAGUUGGCCCACCGGUGGUCUACGGACCCGCCCGACGUGGUGAGGGACGAGAGAAAGAGGGAAAGGGGAAGGGACUACAAGGGAAGGUCGUCACCAACCCCUUUUGGAGCGAGCGACUUCAGAACGAGGCAAUGCUUCGAGCCAUGCGGCCGGCAGCGCUGCCGACGGCGGAGCCGGAGGCGGGGUUCCUUGAGGGUCCCUCGACUUCUGGACGGGUGGAGCGAGAAGAAGGACGAGGGAUCUCGAUGGACAUCCAGGAGCUCUUGAAGGCGGUGAUGACACUGAAUGCGGCCUUGAAGAAGGAAUUGGUUGAACUCCGGAAGACGGUCGAAACCAAGGCGGCCAAGGCCAUUGAGGACAAGCCGCGACCACCGACGACUACACCACCACCUUCACCUCCUAAGGCACCGCCUCCGGUGACACCUGACCGUGGGAGAAAGGAAGGAGAGAUGGACUCCAACGAGGCCCAGGAGUACCCGGAGUGCCAGGUUCUUGGGGAGCUCAAGGGUGGGGACUACAUCCAGGACGUCAACCAGGCAGCUUGGGACGAGCUCAUCGGACGGGAACUGGGGGAGGUGAUCAGGUCAGUUGAACUCCCACCAUUGCAGGACCUUCGAGAAGGCGAUCUGGGCUCGUUGAUCCUUGGUGACUGGAUCCAACUCAUCACGCCGACGAUGAAGGAUUUGAGUGCCUCGAGCUGGAGAUGGUGGGAGGAGGUACUGAACCUGGCGAUGGUGGCAUACCGAGAGUGGCUCCAGGCGGAACCGGUGCAGCGGUUGUACAUCAGGCCUCGAGUACCUCCCGAAUGCUCAGGAAUGUGGAGUCGGCUGGAACAACGAGGGCAACUGAUGUUGAUCAAUGCCGCCCCACAGAACAUCAAGGUCUCGGUGGAACCAAAGGCUCCGCAGUCCAUGAAUGAGGUGGUGGAAGCUCUUCGAGGGUGGAGGAGAAGUUUGAGACGGGCGCAGGAGCUGGACAUCGCGACGCCAGAUGCCACGCUGCUGCUGGGGGCGUUGGAUAAGAUGUCAGAGUUGGCGGAGUCUCUAGCCAUCAGCGAGCUGCAGCCGGUCCAGGAGAUCAAAACCGCUCCUCUUACCACCAAGGUCAAGGCGAUGACUGCGGCCAUUGAGGAGAAGGUGGAGAAGAACACUGAGAAGUCGAAGGGUGAGGGAAAGUCCGAGGAGAAGACCUGCAGGUUCGGAGGGUCAGAAGAUGGCUGCCGGAAAGGUCAGGAGUGCCGCUUCAAACAUGAUUGGGGCGGUUUGGAGAAGAAGGGCAGAUGCUUCGGACGCUCGUCGACCAAGCAUACCAAGAAGGAGUGUCCCGCCACAAAGCAGAAGAUGGAGGGAGACAAGCGGAUGAAGACCUUCAAGAAGGGCACGGAAAAGGGCAAUGGUGUCAAAAAGGUUGAGAAGACCGAGGGGAACCCGGAGAAUCAGCAGACCCUGGCGGAGGAGGUGAUGGAUGAGAAGAAGGUGGAGAGGCCUGCCGCGAGCUCGGGAGAGGUGCAAGCUCUGCUUUCGGAGGCGACCACCCUUUUGAAGAGUUUGAGGCCGGCGAGUGACGGCCGAACAGCAGUGAAGGCAAUCAAGCUCAGCAGCCUCGAGGUGCGAACCAAUGACAGAGCUCUCCUAGAUGGUGGGGCUACUCACUGUCUCCGGAAGGCUGAGUUGGAGGAAGAGUGGCAGCGCGCCCAGGAGGUCCGAGUCGAACUGGCUGAAGGCUCAGUCACGCUCAGGCAGAUCCCAUGGACGAAGACUCUCCUCACCCAGAAUGAAGUCCAGACCAUUGUGGUCCUGGGAGUCUUGAUCUCGCUGGGUUAUGACCUCCACCAUAGAGCUUCAAAGGCAGCAAGACCCAGGAUGGUGGUGACGGCUCUGGAACAGCCCGAUGACCCGGAAGCCUACUUGGGAGAGGCAAAGAGAGGAGCUGGAGGCGCGGGGGCGGACGAGAAGCCCGACGAGCUGGUUGGACACCCUCGAUAUCCGACCUAUUGGUCGGAGCUGUGGGGACUAUUUGAAGUGAGGUUUGACCAAGGUCCCAUGGGGCAUGCUCGAAGAAAGCCCACGAGGCUAGGAACGAACAUGCUGAAGCUCGUCGAGUUGGAGGGCUUACGAGGGCCAGGACACGGGGGAGAAGACCAUCGAGGAGACUCCAUCCAAGCACGAAUCGCCGCCGUUGAGAAGUAUCCUCGAUUUGGUGUGGUGUGCGACCUGAGCACGCAGAUCUACCACUCUAGCGCCUACAAAGCAGCCUUAAAGGCUGCGAAGGUCGAGCGAGACUGCUUUUGCAAAGCAGUUCUUGAGAGACGCAUGGCAGAUGGGCUGUUGGAGAAGGGCCCAAUAUACAGCGACAUCACGAAGUUUGUGCCCAGCGCGGAGUUGUCAAAGGUCUACCGUGAACGGGUGUUUAUUUUGGCGACCCGCUAUGGCUACAAGUUUGAGGACAAAACUCUUGAAGUCUUGGUGGAUGAGAACUGCGUGGACCCCAAGAUUGUGCUCAACCGGCUUCAAUUGAAGAGUGAGGGCUUGGCAAAGUCUGCGCUGGACAAAUACAAAGUUCAGCGAAGGAACUAUGCAGGGAGAGACGCUUUGACGUCGGGAGAAACUGGCAUUUUCUUGAGGUUUUGCACAGAUCCCAAUAUUCCUGGGACAGAGAAGAUUGCAGUGAGCGAGAUCAAGCACGACCUUCUUUCCACGCCACACAUGGCCUUUCAGACAUCUGACAUUUGCCACAAAGAUCCAGCUAAUUUUUUGCAGCCAAUGAACAUUUUCCUUGUGAAAGGAUGGUCAAGGUGUGUUUGCAUGACAACGUGCCUUAUGCACGUGUACGCUGAGCCGGAGAUGUUGAAGGAAUGGGAGUCUACCACACGCUUCGCAGAAGCAUACAGAAUUGGAAAGACAGAGGCUCAGGCGGCCAUGUGUCUCAUGCAGAAGGUGCCCAGUGAGGAGAUGCUGCAGCGGUGUUGCUGUGCUUUCCUGCUCCUGGAAAAGAGCUUCCGUACUGCUGUUCCUCAUGCUUUUGCCGAUGCGGAGAUGGUGGGAAUCAAGAAAGCGUUCAGUCUGCGGCAUAUCGAUGUUGAGCUCUUGACAAUGCUGGAAUCGAGCGUGCCACCAGCUGACCUUGGGGCAGUGUCAGUCUUUCGGGCUGCUAUGCAGAAACAUGCCCAGGAGGCCAAGAUGGAUGUAAAAUAUCUCAAGAACCGAUAUGACCGUGGUGUCAAGGAAGUCCAAACAUUUAUGGGCGACAACCAGCGCUAUGUCCAUGUGCAACAGCGGGGACUUACUGCCACCCAAGAGAUUCUUACUGCCAUCUUGGAUGGGGUGCUUCCGAGUGGGCAGCCAGACGGACCGCAGACAGUCAUGGUUAUGGAUCUCAUUCCUUCAAGGAUUCCAACCACAGUGGUGGAUGCAUAUCCCGGCUCCAUUGCGCCAGUGCGGGAGAAGGUGGACAAGUUUAAUGAAAAGUUUGAGAUUGCUGCUAUGAUGCGGACACCAGAGACGAGUGGCAGUGGAUCGUCUGGGGCCAAGCCUGAUGGUGAUGGUGGCAGUGGCCGCCGUCUUGCGUGCCGCCCAGUGUUUGGAGCCGAUGAGACGUUGGCAGGCAAAGCGCAGGUGCCUGGCAAUGCCGAUGUUAUGGUUUGCUUGACGAAGACAAUGGAAGUUUGGCUUCUCAACACGAGUGGCGCAGACAUUACCCUCACGAGUUGUGAGUUGUUCGGCUUUGGCUUGGGAGCUUGCACAGAAUCACCCACAGGCACAAAACAGUUGUUGGAAUACGAGCUCUUGAUUGUGUUCAAUCUUUUUGUUUGCUUCACCUGUGUUCUUUGUGAGUCAGCAGGCACAGCCCGCACGCAAGCGGGGACUUCAUGGCCGUGGCUCAUCGAGCAUGACAAGACGCUGGUCAUUCUGGUUUCAGAUGGGCAGAAGAAAGCACCAAUGAAUGCAAUGAUGCGGGAGAGUCUAUCAGCAUCUGCGGCAGCAGCAGUGGUUGCCCCCGCGGAAGCGGGAGGAGAGCCUGCUGAGGAAGACGCUGAGGAAGAUGCUGAUAUGGAGGGAGCUGAGUCCGAAGCUGCGACAGAAGACAAGACUCUCAAUGUAGAUUAG
Molecule: messenger RNA, 7107 nt
Organism: Durusdinium trenchii
Lineage: Eukaryota; Dinophyceae; Suessiales; Symbiodiniaceae
Source: the annotation of a GenBank genome assembly